This is a messenger RNA of Postia placenta MAD-698-R-SB12, 444 nucleotides long. RefSeq lists its product as hypothetical. NCBI's taxonomy places the organism in Eukaryota, Fungi, Basidiomycota, Agaricomycetes, Polyporales, Adustoporiaceae. The coding region runs from base 1 to 444 and encodes 147 amino acids. The record is from RefSeq and is a predicted model, not a curated record. The transcript is spliced from 2 exons.
AUGGCUCCGGCAGAGUUCUCUUUGCGUCUGCAGCAAGGUAUUACCGGUGGCUUCGCGCCUCCCACUCCAAGCGCUAUCUAUACAGUCACAGGGACGCCAUCCCAGCCUUCGUUCAGCGUAACCGCUGCCGUGCGGCCUGACGGGACACCAUCCCUUCAAGAUGCGCUGCCAAAGUCCCUCGCAGUUAACGAGGAGACGACCGCGCUCAUUGGCGAGCUGCACAACAUCCUGAAGGGCUUACCGACGGAGUCACCGCCCGGAAGCCAGGACAUCUAUGGCAUGGACACUAGCAUUGCGUUUGGGAGUGAUGAUCUUAUGUGGAUGAAUGGGGGCCCACAAGGCUGUGGAGGUGGCAUCAGCGAGACGCAAGCGACGGCGGAGGACAAAGCUAACUUUAGGAGGGCAGUGGAUAUCGUGAAUCGAUUGGUGGAGACAGCGUCUUGA